AUGGCCCCGAAACGCACCCCAGCCGCUGCAUCAUCAGCAGCAGCAUCAGGCAGCUCCGGCCCCGUCUCCGCGCCCUCCCCCCAGACGACCGCCGCGCCGUCGUCGCUCUCCUCCGGCCCCAAGACCCUCACCACCAACUCCUCCAUCUUCGACAUCGCCCACACCGUCUGGCAGCAGUACCUGGCUACCACCCCGCAGCGCACCCUCCUGCUGGACGCCUUCAUGGCGUUCUUGGUCCUGGUCGGCGGCGUGCAGUUCGUGUAUUGUGUGUUGGCGGGUAAUUAUCCCUUCAACGCCUUCCUGAGCGGCUUCUCCGCCGCUGUCGGCCAGUUCGUCCUCACGGCUAGUCUGAGAAUGCAGACGAGCUCCCCGUCCUCCUCGACAACUUCUGGGGAAGAAGGGGCAUUCGCGGAUUACGUCUUCGGGAGCCUGAUUCUGCAUUUCUUCUGUAUUAACUUUAUUAACUAG
Aspergillus heteromorphus CBS 117.55 is the source of this 468-nucleotide messenger RNA. Its product is annotated as putative oligosaccharyl transferase subunit Dad1. Gene Ontology annotation, biological process: protein N-linked glycosylation. The record is from RefSeq and is a predicted model, not a curated record. The transcript is spliced from 4 exons. Gene Ontology annotation, cellular component: membrane; oligosaccharyltransferase complex. The coding region runs from base 1 to 468 and encodes 155 amino acids. Lineage: Eukaryota; Fungi; Ascomycota; Eurotiomycetes; Eurotiales; Aspergillaceae.